Molecule: messenger RNA, 720 nt
Organism: Clavispora lusitaniae ATCC 42720
Lineage: Eukaryota; Fungi; Ascomycota; Pichiomycetes; Serinales; Metschnikowiaceae
Product: NADHX epimerase
Cellular component (GO): mitochondrion
Molecular function (GO): NAD(P)HX epimerase activity
Source: RefSeq, a predicted model, not a curated record
AUGUUUAAGACUCUCUCAUCCAAAGCAGCAGCCCAGCUUGACCAAGAGCUCAUGUCGACGGGAAGCUUCUCAAUCGAUCAGCUUAUGGAGUUGGCCGGACUUGCCGUCGCUAAAAGCAUUUACAAGCAGUACCCACCACAAAAUUCCAAGUCUAAAGUAUUAGUGCUUGUUGGACCAGGAAACAAUGGAGGAGACGGCUUAGUUUGUGCACGCCACUUGAAAUUGUGGAGAUCAUACGAGCCAGUAAUCUUCUACCCCAAGAGACCUAAAAAGGAUCUUUACAUCAACUUGAUGAAACAAUUGAAUGAUUUGGGCGUUCAGGAAAUCAGCACCUUGGAAGAGGUUAAGAACUUGCUCCAAGGAAGUUCUGUGAGCGUGAUAAUUGACGCUCUCUUCGGCUUUUCAUUCAAGCCACCAAUACGUGAACCCUUUGACGAUUUGAUUUCAUACUUACUGUCCCAUUCAAGUGAAAUAGCACCUGUUGUCUCGAUUGACAUACCUUCAGGAUGGGAUGUUGAUGAAGGACCUCUUGAUACUGACAUCAAGGCUUCCAUGUUAGUUAGCUUGACUGCUCCUAAGCCUUGUGCGCUUAAGUUUGCGAAACAAGGCAAGCCUCAUUACUUGGGCGGAAGAUUUAUCAACGACAAUGUUGCGUCAAAAUAUGAUAUUGUUGAUUUGAUUGCGAAAUACAAAGAGGAUGAGCUUGUAGUUAAGCUUUGA